CGUGACCUAAAAUUGUCAUAACAAACUAAUUCUUAGUGAUCAUGUGUUGAUCAUGCAGUGGGCGCCGGGAACCCAUGGUGUAUUUUUGCGCGUGUUGUCUUCAACGUGCUCUCGACUGGCGGCAUAUUCGUGCAGAUGACGGUCCUCAAACACCUAUUGAAUAAAAUUUACCCGUUUUCGUCUCGCCAUGAGACGAGCGACGUCGAUGAAGAGGAAUUCAAGCUUCCGAACAUGGCGUCCCUGGUCAUCAUGAUUGCAAUGAAUUUUCUUCUUCAGGUAUCUUUUUUCAUCGUCGUUUCAUCGUCAAACAAGUAUGCAGAGUACUUGGGAGGAAGUGCCACUUUUUCUGGUAUUAUCAUCGGCAUUCCAACAGCUUUCGCUGGACUUGCUUUGAUUCCUUUGACACGGUACGACAAAGGGAUGUACAAAAUGCCCCUUCAUGUCAGUUGCUGCUUUGCCAUUCUAGGUCACAUCGCCUACGCUCUUGCUUACCGGGCCAACUUCUUAUAUCUGAUCCUGAUUGGCCGCUGCCUCAACGGUGUCGCGUUCUCCGUGUUCAUGUACUGCAAACGGUACUGCACGGAUCCUCGAAUUGUUGGAAUCAGACGAAGGACGACACUUGCUAGCUGGUUGGUCAUUUGUCAAGGUCUGGGCAUGAGCCUUGGCCCAUUCCUUGGUGGCGUGUUGUACAAUAUCGGUUUCUCAAAUUCAAUUUUCAACGGUUAUACAAGCCCAGGAUGGGUCAUGGCUGGCGUUUACGCUGGCUUCUGGGUCUUGGUAACGAAAUAUUUUGAGGACAUCCCUCAACCACAAACCAUGAUUGAGUUGCAGUCAGCAACCAAUUCAAAUGCUCCCUCCGUCUUGGCCGCAGAAGCGAAUGGUCGAGAGACGGAGUCUUCUCCUAACUAUUCAUCAGCACCUGCCACACGCCCUGCCUCACCCACUGACGUAUCAUUCAGAGCACAGCUCUCGCUGAUCACACGGUCCCAAUGGGGUGUCAUUGCAUGCAUGUGUUGGUUCUCAAUGCUCUGCUUUUUCAUCCUGGGCUCUUGGGAAGCGAACUUGCCUGUAUUUGGUGCUGCUGCUGGAAACCUUAACUGGUCUCCCUUUGCCGCAGGAAAUUUCAUCGCUCUAGGUGGAAUAACAUGUUUCCCUUUCCUCCUCGCGAACCUCCUAGCUGCGCGUCGCACACAAGAUCGCAAACUCCUAGCUUUCGGUACGAUGAUUGGCCUUGCAGGCCUUCUCAUCUUUCUUUCCAUCCUUCGCACUGGCAAAGUCAAUUACGGCUCACUAUUCGCAUGUUGGUGGGCCGUGGCGCUCGGGUUUAACCUUGCGACUACGGUGACCCUUAGUCUACUCAGCAAGCAGCUCCCACCUGAGUGGAACGGACGCACGUCAAUGGCAAUUCAAUACAGUAAUUAUACUGGUCGUGUGACGGGCGCAAUCUGGGGUGGUUCGGGUGUUUCAGUUGGAAUGUUGAACUAUGUGGGAUUGGAGAUUGCUAUGGUUGGUAUUGGAGCUGUUCUGUUUACAACUUUGUGGAGGGAUCUAAAGACGAAGACGGGAUGACCUGCUCAGGGGAAGAGAAUUUUUCUGCUAUCUUGCACUCGGGCUCUAUAGAGGCUUUUCCAGUUUAUUGUCAUCACAACUUGUUAGCAUGUAUCAGUUAACUUAGAAGUAACAGAAUUUACGGGGUCCAAAUGA
Molecule: messenger RNA, 1704 nt
Organism: Suillus paluster
Lineage: Eukaryota; Fungi; Basidiomycota; Agaricomycetes; Boletales; Suillaceae
Product: major facilitator superfamily domain-containing protein
Exons: 3
Coding region: 136-1569 (477 amino acids)
Biological process (GO): transmembrane transport
Cellular component (GO): membrane
Molecular function (GO): transmembrane transporter activity
Source: RefSeq, a predicted model, not a curated record